Molecule: messenger RNA, 1182 nt
Organism: Dictyostelium purpureum
Lineage: Eukaryota; Evosea; Eumycetozoa; Dictyosteliales; Dictyosteliaceae
Exons: 3
Coding region: 1-1182 (393 amino acids)
Source: RefSeq, a predicted model, not a curated record
AUGAAUAUUAUAUACACAUUUGGAAAAAGAAAUUUAAUAAUAGAUAAAAUUUUAAAUAAUAUAGGUGAAACAUACCAAAUUGAAGAUCAUCUUAGUAAUAAUUUUCAAUAUUUUAAAAUAUUAAAUAUUUUAACUACAAAUGAUACAAUACUGAUUCAGUUUGAAAAUGAUGAAAUAAUAUUUCAAAGAUUGAUAUCAUUUUCUUUACCCCCAAUCGAAAUUAAUUUACCAAUAAAAAAAAUCAAAUUUAUAUCAUGUGGUUUUAACCACUAUCAUUUUAUAACCAAUGUAAAUUCAGUUUUUGGUUUGGGUGAUAAUAAUUUCAAUCAACUGGGUAUAUUAAAUAAAAAACAAAUUAACAAUCAGAUCAAUAACAAUCAAACUGGAUGGAUAGAUACCUUACAACCAAUUAAUUAUUUUACUGAAAUUGGGUCAAACAUAGUAUUUAUUUCAAAUGGAAGAUACCAUUCAAUUUUUAUAGAUUCUCAUGGUAAAGUUUAUUCAUGUGGUUCAAAUGAAUAUGGUCAAUUAGGUUUGGCUCAAGAUAUUGAUAGCUCUGUUGAAAAUGGUAUAAGAGAAAUUACACCAAUUACCUUUUUACCUUCAAAUGAAAAUUUUGUUAAAAGCUCAUCAGGGGAUUUUCACAACUUGCUAAUUAGCAAUGAAGGAAGGGUGUACUCAUUUGGUUCAAAUUCAUAUGGUCAACUAGGUUUAUAUGAUGAAAGCGACGAAAAAGAUGAAAAUAAUGACCUCACUCAAAACAUACCCAAACUUAUUAAAUCGCUAAGUGACAACAAUAAAAUAAUUGUAGACUCUAAAUGCUCAAGCUGCCAUUCAGUUUUACUUUCAAAUGAAAAUCAAGUUUUUACAUUUGGUAGGGGUAUAAACUAUCAACUUGGUCACUCUGAUGAUGAAACAUGCAUAGCCCCCACUUUGGUUGAUGACCUUUCAGACUAUAAUAUAUUAUCAAUGUCUUGCUCAUCCACAUCGACACUAUUUUUGGAUGACAAAAAUAGAUUAUUUUAUACCGGAGGUUAUUCAACUUUAAAUUUUAUCAACGACAAUAAUAAUAAUGAAAUGGAAUUCAAUAUCACCCCUAAACCAAUACCCCAAAUAGUUCAUUUAAAUUUUAAACCAAAUCAUUUACAUACACACCAUUCAAAUUUAAAUUUCAUUUGGUAA